This is a messenger RNA of Trichophyton verrucosum HKI 0517, 837 nucleotides long. RefSeq lists its product as uncharacterized. Gene Ontology annotation, biological process: endoplasmic reticulum inheritance; mRNA transport. Lineage: Eukaryota; Fungi; Ascomycota; Eurotiomycetes; Onygenales; Arthrodermataceae. The transcript has a single exon. The record is from RefSeq and is a predicted model, not a curated record. Bases 1 to 837 code for a protein of 278 amino acids.
AUGAAAGCGAUAGUUGGCCCGAUAUCUCCACUUACUAAUGGCGAUCCUAUCCUACCCUCAACAUCACCCCCAGAAUGGUCUUCUGCCAUCGGCCACGCCAUGACCGGUAAAUCCGGCAGAGUCAUUCACAAUCUCCAGGAACAAAUCACACGUCUCACUCGUGAAUGCAACCUCCACCGAACCCGAGCCGAAGAAGCUCAGCGCAUGAACGAAGUGUUAAAACAGCAAUUACAGACCGUUACCGACCGACUACGCAGCUCCGAGCAGUCCCACGAAGCAAGUCUGAUAACAAUCGCACGCAAGGACAGGAAAAUAGAAGAUCUCAAAUCAGAAACACAAAGCGAAAAGAACAGACGUCUAAAGGCCGAAAACGAUGCCGCGGAAACCACACAACUUGCUCAACAACAACGCGAAGAGCACCAGCGAGCCUUUGCAGAAGCACAGGAAAUCGCCCAGCGAUCUCAAUGCCAAUAUGAUGCUCUCUCCCAGGCCCGAUUACGCGACAGAAACGAGUUUCAGUCCCGUUUCAGCAUGUUCAGGAAAGAUUUUGACGAGCUAAUAAAGCGCGAGCAAGAACGGCAGAAUCAGCUCAGCAGACUGGACGUUAUCAUCGAACAAAAGGACCGUGAGAUACGAGCUGCUCGUGACCGGGCAGAGAAAAUCACCUCGUUAUAUGAAGAGUACAAAUCGCGCAGUGACGAAGUGCUACAGAACCUUGUGGAGAAAGGACGGCAGAACGAUCGAGACGUCGACACUGUGCUGAGAGAUGCCCGAGAGGCCACCGACAAGAUGAAAUGGGUUGUCAACGUCAAGCAAAACGUCAAAGGUGCCAGAUAA